AAUUGUAGAUUAGUUCGAUAAUUUUUUAAUUUAUUAUUGAUACUUGUACUUUUUCUGUAAUUUAUUAUUGUCCAAAUCCAAAUAAAAUGUCGCGACUAGCAGAUAGACCGAAUCAGGCUCAGACGUAUAAACUAGUGGUGGUUGGAGGAGGUGGUGUGGGAAAAAGUGCAAUUACAAUUCAAUUUAUACAGAGUUACUUUGUAACUGACUAUGAUCCCACAAUUGAAGACAGCUACACCAAGCAAUGUGUUAUUGAUGAUGUGCCGGCAAAGUUGGACAUCCUCGACACAGCCGGCCAAGAGGAGUUCAGUGCCAUGCGCGAACAAUACAUGAGGUCUGGUGAAGGCUUCCUGCUGGUGUUCUCUGUAGCAGAUCACGCCAGCUUCGACGAGCUUUUUAAGUUCCACAAGCAGAUCCUGAGAGUAAAGGACCGAGACGAGUUCCCCAUGCUGAUGGUGGGAAACAAGGCGGAUUUGGAACAUCAGAGAGUGGUGACAUUAGAAGAAGCACAAUCUCUGUCGAGACAACUAAAGAUCCCAUACAUUGAAUGCAGUGCCAAAGCUCGCAUGAAUGUGGACCAGGCAUUCCACGAGCUGGUGAGGCUGGUCCGGAGGUUCCAGGAAGCCGAGAGGAUCCACAUCAAGUCUGAGGAGAGAAAUAAGAAGAAGAAGUGCACCAUUUUGUAAUGAGUGGUAUAUGUCAUGUGUUGGUAAGCGAGGAUUAGUUUGAAGUUUGAACCUACAAGACCUUCUGACAUCACAGGUAUAAUAAAUUGGUUUGAUGUCUUUUUUCACUUAAAAGUAUUAUUUCUUAUUAUAACACAACUAAGUAUACUAUUUUUAACAGAUAAUUUCUGGUUAUUUAUACAGCCGGAACUUUUUAUAACAAUAUACGGAAUGAAAUUUGUUCCAAAAAAAAAAAAUUAUUUGAGAUAUCUUUAUACUGGCACCUGCUUGAAUAACUUGAUCCUUAUUUAUAAUAAUAACUUACACAAAGUAAGUUUGUUUAAAACGGAGAGGUGUGCUUUUGUACCACACAUCCGCAUACAAGCCUUAAUAUAGUUGUGAAUAUGGCUUUAAAAUUAAGUAUAACUUAUUUAUUUAUAUACUCUGAUACAUCACAGUUUAAGCACAAUGUUACAGGUGCUAAUUUUUUAUUUAUUUAAGCUGUUUCCGCACAGAGGUACAUAAUUUUUACCUUAAUUGGUUUACUCAUUUUUGUGUCAAUAUUUAGAGCAAUGCUUCAGGAAUCGUUUUGUCUAUUUAAAUAAAUUAAUAUUGAGAUUAUUAUAGGUGUAUUUUUUUUUAUUAGAUUGUGUAGCAAUAGGCCUUUAUAUACAUGAAGCAUGUGGAAGGAAUCAUUUAGUAAACCAAUUAAGGUAAAGUACUGUAUUUUACUUUUAUUUAUAUCAGAUUUGUUUUAUUUUAUGAACAUACUAAUAGCUCAUAUUAUGCAUACUGCCUGUAAUUCACAGAAAUUCUGCAAUGAAACUGUUAAAUUUAAAAAUUUCAAUUCAUUUGUAUUUCGGUCUAUAUAGUUUUGGGCGGGAUUUUUUUUAAACUGUAAUGAAAUUAUGCUUUUUUCUUUAUUGUUACAUUUUAAAUGCAUUGUUAUCAUUUCCACAUUAGAAAUGGAAUUGGUAUCAAUUGAUUGUCGUAAGACCCAUGUUUUAGAUGUUCUAAUAUGGAGUUAAUACAAACCUUAAUGGUGUAUCUUGAAACCAAAUACUAAUAUUUAUAGUUGUAAGGCUAAACAACAUUCUUAUAUAAAUAUAAGGCCUGUUAUAUUAUAAUGUGACAGUCAAUAACUGAAAUGAUUACAUGAAAUAAUAUUAAUAUACAAUAGUGCCGGAGUUAUUGUGUUGUUUGGAAUGUACAUGAGCGAUAAUGUUUGGUAAUUCGGUUCAUGUUUUUUCAGGGGGCGUCCAUAAAUUACGUGAGAUGUAUUUUUGAAUUUUCCGUGCCUCCCUCCCCCCCUGGUGAGAUGUCGUGAGAGUUUAUUCCACCCCCUCCCAAAUCCCAAAAUCUCACGUGAGAUUUUUCAAAAUGUGCGUUUCUUACAUAAACGCGUUGGAUUGUUAUUGUAAAAAUGUAUAACGUUGAAAUAUGAACGAAAUUAUUUUCUUUCGAACGAAUUAGUGAAUGAUCUUAAUUGUAUUACGAUUACGGUUAAGAUUAAAUCUUAAACAUGUACAAUCUGGAUUAAAUGGACAUGAAUAGAAAAUAAAUGCGUGAUAUUUGCCGAGACCCCCCCUCUCUCCAACAUAAGAUUUGAUGAGAUUUGACUCGACCCCCUCCCCACCUUAAACAUCUCACGUAAUUUAUGGACGCCCCCUCAUUAAAUACCAAUCUGUUUUAAUGUGGUAAGAGAGUGUGGUAACAUUAUUUUUAUUCCAGCAACUGAUGGUAGAGGUAUUAAUAUAUUUAAUAAGAAUGUUGAUUUAGUGUUUCUAUAUUCAGGCCUUUCACGAUACUUGUAGAGACUGCAUCCUUUUUAUUUUUAUAUAUUCUUAUACUGAUAUCAGAGGAUUUUCUUGGGUCAGAGGACUAAGACAGGAGAUCCACUAGUUAUAUUAUCACAAAAAUAACGCUUAUGUCUAUAAAAACAUGGUGAACGUUAAGUGGUUGGUUUCUCGAAAUUUUUAUCAUGGCGUAUUAAGUGGGAAUGGAUAAAGUUCAAAUUGAACUUGCCUUCAAUAGUUAUGGGUUAGUUAUUAGGCAUAAAUAUCCUACUAAUAUCUUCCCUUUCUUGGCGUGCGUCCGUACAGAAUGUGAUGUCGCUAUGCCAACUUAAUGGCUGACAGGCUUGCCCUGCAUGUUUCUGUAUGACAACUCUCCCUCCUCUCCUGUUAUCCCUACUUAAAUAUUUCAUUGAGAUGAAACCUUUAGUUGCGAAUGCAACGAGCAACUACUAUUAUGAUAUUAAUAUCCAAUGAAAACAAUGAAACAACACAGAAACUUGUUAUCAUUCAUAUGGACUGAUUAAAAUCAGGCCACGCGCAAGUUGACUCACAGACAAAGAGUUCCACGAUCAUCUUAAUAUCUAAUAUAUAAAAUUCUCGUGUCAUGGUGUUAAACUUUGAACUCCUCCGAAACGGCUUGACUGGCCGAUUCUCAUGAAAUUUUGAGUGCAUACAUCGUAGGUCUGAGAAUCGGACAACAUCUAUUUUUCAUCCCCCUAAAUGUUAAGGUUGGUCCACACGAAAUUUUUAUUUAAUUUUUUGGAUUUUUUUUUUUAAUUUGUUUGAUUAUGAGUCAGCAUUACAACUUCAAAUUUUCACCCAUUUACGAUCAACAGUUACUCAUGUAUCGCGAUUUUAAUAUCGGCAAUACAACGUUUGCUGGGUCAGCUAGUAUAUACUAUCUAUGAUCCUGAUGUUUGUUUCCAGUGAGCUCCUAAACUCAUUAAAAUUUUAAUGGGGAUUACUUCAUGGAGUGCAAUUUAGUCCAACUUGAGAGAUAUAUUUUUAUUUCGAUUUGGGAAACAUAAUUAUUUUUAUUUCCAAUAUUUGUUUUGUAUGCACAUAUUUUCUAUGAGGGUUUUUAUUGACGCACGGGUUGACAGUUCUGCUGUGAAACAAUUUCAAUAAACAACAGGGAGCUUCUUAUCUUCUAUAUAUAUAUAUAUAUAUAUAAAUGAAUUGCUGUUCGUUAGUCUCGCUAAAACUCGAGAACGGCUGGUUUAAAAGGUGAAUAUAUAGGAAAAUGCUGCUAAAUUAAAUAAAAACAACAAAUUUGUUUUCCGUUGAUGUGUCCAUACAUAUUUUCUAUUAGAGAAUUUAUUGUACGCACGGUUUGACAGUUCUGCUGUGAAACAAUUUCAUUACAACAACAGGGAGCAUAUUUUACGAAAUAAUUCUUGAUUUUAUGAUAUAUAAUAUCAUACACAGUGUAAAUGUAACUAAUUUUGUAAAAGAUUUUUUUUUAAUUAUGGCUUAUUCCAGAAUAAGCCAUCUUAGUUCAAAUUAUCGAAAUGUCAGCUACAGUCCUAACUAAUGUGGUUUAUGAUAUACAGUCCACUUACAGACAGACAGAAGAGUUUUAUUAAUUGGUUUCCCGUUGUUUACUCUUUGGCUUGUAACCCUAAAGUUGAUGUCAAAUAUGAAUUUAUUCCUUAGAUUCUUCAGAUACUUAUUGUAAUUUUAUUAAAACAAGCUGACCCAGUAAACGUUGUAUUGCCAUAUAAAUAAAAACAAUCAAUAAAAAAUAAUUUGGGGUAUAAAAAAUAGAUGACGACCGAUUCUCAGACCUACCAAAUAUAUCGUACAUAAAUUUUAUCGUACUACAAUAAUCAUUAUAUUCGAUUGCCAUCUUGCAAAUCUAUUGCGUAUCUGUGGAUGGAAUAGAAUAAUAUUAAAAUCGCGAUACAAAUAUAGGUGUUGAUUGUAAACGGGUGAAAAUUUGAAAUUGUAUGUAUUUUUAAAUGCUGAAGUAUAAGAAAAAUAUUUGUCUAAAAAAAAAAACAAAAAAAAUAUUUAGAGAUAUCAAAAUUUUUUGCCGAUUAUGACCUACCCCUUAUGCACAUAAAAUUUCAUACAAAUCGGUUAAGCCACCGGGACACGAGAAUUUUAUAUAUUAGAUGUUACAGUGUUGUUACUGACCAAAAUGCUUUAGUAGGUAUGAUUCCCAUGUUACUAUAACAAUCAGUAACAGUUUAUAAUAAUAUCUUAAUAUAUAUAAAUUACAUGACACGUUGUUUAUCCGCGAUAGACUCCCAAACUAAUGAACGGAUUUAAAUGGGGAUUACUUCAUGAUGUGCUGUUAGGUCCUACUUGAGAGAUAGGAUACUUUUUAUUUCGAUUUGGGACCCUUAAUUUUUUUUCUUUCAUUUUCAAUAUAUGUUUUGUAUGGACAGAAGCCACAGUAGGAAGAAUAGAAUAGAACAGUGAGCAUAUGUUACGAAAUAAUUCUUGACAUAAUGAAAUAUUAUUGGCAAAUUCAUAAUAACAGUAUUUUAUUUAUUAUGUACAGAACAACGUCUGUCGGCUCAGCUAGUAUUAAUUAUAUAUUUUCCAAGUUUCUCUACAAGUUUAAGUGAAGGUUUGAGUAUAGUUUGUAUACAAUAGUCAGUAGUUGUAACCAUGUUGUAAUUGUACUAGAUUUAAUGUCACUUUUGUUUAAUAUCUGUUUUAAUGUUUCAUGCAAUGUAAUAAAUUUUCAUCAUCGUAACAUAUUUUUUAUAAAAAAGAUUUCAGAGGCUGAGUUUUCAAUAUAUUUUUCAUAAAUUGAGAAAAAAAACAGUAAAUGACCCCCCGAGUUGCCAAUCAGACAUAUUAUGUUUGUUAAAAACAAAAGCAUUGACGUUCGUUUUUAUAAACCAGCCGAAACACUUCAAAAGCAAUAAAUUUUAUUGUAACACGAGCCCGUUGACCUUAGCGUCGUAACGCGCGGCGGCUUAAGACGGGCAUGAGCGCCACGCGCUUUGUGUCAGCUUUGCACCUCAGGGGAUGAUAUAAAUAAGUCUUUUAAAUGGUGCACCUGCAGUUUGAUAUGAAUUUAUUGCAUUAUAUGACACAUUGCCAGGUGUGCACACAAUAACUUCUACGAAUAUGUAAAUAAGUAUUGACAUAUGAACUGACAUUCGCUACGACUAAUGUUGACAGGACCACACAACGUCAUACACACUGUCAGUUGUCAUAAUGCGAUUAUUGUAUUACCUAUGACAACUGACCUGUAUAAAUACCACUGCACAGGCUGUUCCAUAUGUUUGACAGCAUAUUUUUUGUGCCUAUUUGAAGCGCAACUCGCGAGCAUCCAGAGAACUAAUUUUGACGUAUAAUACAAAUGGAAGGAACGUACAAUACUCUGAAGUAAUUUUGCAUUUUGAAAUAAUUUCAACUAAAUAAAGUACACAUUUUUUUUAUAUAAAUAGUUUCCCGCCAUCUAUCGAUGUUUGCUGAGGUUGUCAUCACCAAUAUUAGUACCGCAGACUCUCGGUACAUGACCAACAGCGCCAAAAUGGCGAAUAAAUGUUAUGUAUCUCGCCUACUCUCAACACCAAUCUAAUUUAUGUGUCGCGGUCAUAUUAUUAUUGUUAUUUUAGUGACGCAUUUAUUGUUCAUAUUCAUCUACGACAAAAUAAGACUUUCUGGAAUUGCAUAUGGUGAAAGAUGAAAUCAAUACUUAUGUGGCUGGCCAUGCACUGUGUUGAGUGCUACUGUGAACCAGUAGGAAGUAUUGUUUCAUUUCAAGUAUUGUUUUGUCGCACACACAGCGGGUAGUGUCUGCUUCAGUCAGAGUCAAAUUUACCGCAGCAAUUUAUACACGCUUAUACUACGUACAGCUGUCGCUGAAUUGUUGUUGUUUUAAAUUCAAUUAUAUUUACUGAAGAAAGGCAUUUAAAAUCACUUAUUGGAAGUCAAAAUUACCACCCAUUCGGAGAUUUAUUAAUAUUAUAUUAAAGUUAAAGAAAACCUGUUGUGUGGUUCGGGAUAAGUCUGCGGAUAUACAGACAUACAGCAGAACGACACUUCGUGUUUACUUUACAUAAUAUACGAAGAAGAAAUUGUGUGCCCUCAUGUUUUUUAACUUUGUAAGUAGGCUUAGCAAUAUUUAUAACAUUUUUUUUUUAAUAAUUUAAGGAAAGAUAUAUUUUUAUAAUAUUAUUGUGUUUUUAUGUAUUUUUUGCUAAGCUAUAAAAGCACUGAACAAGUUUUUAUAAACGUUUACAAUAUUUAUAGGCUUUACAUGUCGCGUGUUAGUGUUUUGGCGGGAAUAGGUGAUUGUCAAACCACAGAGAAGUGAAGCUAUUCGUUCAUGAUGAGUAUGUUCGUUGCAGAGAGUGUACCUGUGUCUAUCUAUAACAGUUUCCGUUUUAGAUUUUUGUUCUUCCUUUAAAUAAUAAUAUAAACCAAUGGGUAUAUUGGUAGCUUAUACAGGAUGAUUUUAAAAAACGUCUCCACCUUGCGUGUUUUUGCACAAGUUCUGAAAAGAAUAACCGAUUAUUGAUAACCGAAUUAGCAACAUAAGAUUUUGAAUAUUUCAAAAUACUUAUAAAUUCAUAACAUCCUAUUGCGCAAGCCUAGUUGAUAGAUGAGGUAAUGUGGCAAACAACUAGGCGGGGACGCAAUACAAGUCAGAACAGAAGCGUGAUUCAGGGGUCUCUUUGAAAUUUAUACCUACGUAUGGCCUUAGGCCUAUCGCAGAUGACACACUUUUUGUGCGAUUGAGUCUACGGCACACAAAAAGUGCAUUGCGUGCAAAAUGUCUUUGGCAGAUAUAACACAGACUCAACGUACAGGACGCACAAUUUGUCGGCAGAACUGUAGGGAUGUACACGCAAUGGGAGUACAGAGAUUGCGGGGUAUUAUUUCGUAGUUGAGAUAUAAUAAAAAGAAGAAAAAGAUGUGGUGUCGUGGGACACCAGGUAGGAACGAAGUUCCUUCGGCUAAUGUAGAAUCGACACAAUUUGUAAAAAAAAUCGUAUUCAAUUUUAUGUAGGUUUUCUUGAUUUUUCUCUUAAAUUUUGCAGAUUAGUUUUUAUUUAAGUACAGGAAAGUAUUUAGGAAAUUCAGUAUUUUAGGAAAUAAUAAAUUACGUAAAAUAAAAAAAAAAUCGUAAUCCAAAUUAUCAAUUAAAAUAACAAAAUAUGUCUAAAUAUGUAUAAAAAAGAAAUAGAAAUAAUUACAAAAUAUUAUACACUACUCGCUUGUGUAUACGACCUUCGCGCCUGCGCACGUCUCAUUUAACGGUUUUAUUCCACGGACUUUUUCUUACGGUUUUACUAUCACAUUUUUGCAGUUCGGUCCCGCAGCAAAAUCCCUAUCUCCUCCAAGCCUGCCGUAAGGAACUUCGUUCCAAAAAGGGAAUUUUGGGUUCAUCCUAUUCUUUCAGAAAGAUUAUUAAAGGGACUGUUUCAUAUUUAACAGCCAGUUCUAAAACUAUAUCCAAAUAUAUUUGCACACUUCAUCCCACAAUUUUCUUUUUUAAAUUUCUGUCAUGAUACUCUGCCAAAGAUGUAUCAUACAGUGCUGGUCUGUUUUCUAUUUCUUGAAUCAACAUCGAUACAACGAUGUCUAGUGCCAUGAUACACGGCAAUCACUAGCAACUACAAACUACAGACUGAAUUGUGAGUAUGCGUUAACGCGUAUAGUCGCGAACGUUAUAUUUUUUUGGCGCACUUUUUGUACGGCGCGGUCUGUCAGAUCUACAAGGACAUUUUGUGUGUUAGACUUUUUGCGCGUUGGCUGCGUUACUGCAUAUAAUUCUAUAUGUUUUAUUAUCACAGCCUAAAAAGUGCGUCACGGAUAGUCUGUCGUCUGCGAUAGGCCUUAGGGUUGGUACGUACAAAAAUAUUGAAGACGCCGACGGCGCGUCGCAGCUAAUUUAACUCGGACAGCGACCAGUCUUGGUGGCGUACGGCGUACUCAAUAGAUUUGUCUUCCCAAGAUUGCUUAGCGGCCAUGUAAAUCGUGUGUAUGUGGGUGUUCUAUUAUGAUGUUAAAGUACUGUUCUAUGUAUUGUGGCGGACGUGCGCUCCUUCCAAUGACCUCACAUCAAAGCCCCACCGACACGUCGAAUUCUUAUAUAUUUUCCCUGCAAUAGUAGGAUGUACAUGAUUUUAAUUUGAAUAGUUAAAUUAAAUUAAAUAUUAUUUAUUUUAGUGGUAUUUUCGUUGCUUUACUAUAUUACUAAAAAUGUAUUUUUUUUUCUUUUGUAUAAUAAACUACAUCCUUUUUCUGCUCCGGUUAUUAUGUUCUUUCAGUAUUUAAAAAAAACAUCCUGUAUAUUACGAUUCUUGAUCGUGAACGAAUAGAAGAUAUAGAUUAUCCCCUAUAGGUAUGAAAGCUACAGUAUCAAAACUUUCCACUGUGAGCAUCUGAAAAUGAGUAUUACGAGUUCGGGGCUUGUCACGGUGCAUCUCUCUUUGGAAAUUAAUACAAUUUAUAUCUCUAUACGCAGUUUUCAAAGGUCUCCAUAGUUCAUCGAAUAAAAUGUAUAUUGAGAAAAGUUUCAAUUAAAAAACAUAUCAACCUUAAUUCUUAUGAUGCAUAAGCACUUUGGUUUCUGCAAUUCAUAGCGCGGAAAACCAAAGAGAAAAGUGUCAAAGUUGCCUAAAAAAAUGCCAUUCGGGGAUAGUCUGGGAGAUUGUUAUCAAAUAUCACAAAAAUUCAGUCCAGACAAGGAACAAUUUAAGAAAUCAAUACGUAGUGAAUGAAUUCGAAGAGCUUUAUCAGUGGCCGCGUGCUAACUGACUAAAAUGUUGUUAAGGUGUAGUGAGGUGUAAUAAAGUAACCAAUCUA
Messenger RNA from Leptidea sinapis, 9241 nucleotides. RefSeq names its product ras-like protein 2 (gene Ras64B). Gene Ontology annotation, cellular component: plasma membrane. The transcript is spliced from 4 exons. NCBI's taxonomy places the organism in Eukaryota, Metazoa, Arthropoda, Insecta, Lepidoptera, Pieridae. The coding region runs from base 87 to 686 and encodes 199 amino acids. Gene Ontology annotation, biological process: signal transduction. Gene Ontology annotation, molecular function: GDP binding; GTPase activity; GTP binding. The record is from RefSeq and is a predicted model, not a curated record.